Triticum turgidum subsp. durum (durum wheat) is the source of this 1071-nucleotide messenger RNA. The record is from the annotation of a GenBank genome assembly. Lineage: Eukaryota; Viridiplantae; Streptophyta; Magnoliopsida; Poales; Poaceae.
AUGGGGGACUCAAGCGGGUCGGUGUCCAUCGACGUGGAGCGGAUCUACUUCGGCGGCAAGGAGCAUCCUGUGAGAACAAGAUACGGCUUUGUAUCUGUUUCUGUAUACGGCGAUGAAGACAAGCCAGCGCUCAUAACGUACCCCGAUGUAGCUCUAAAUUACAUGUCCUGCUUCCAAGGAUUGUUCUUCUGCCCAGAGGCUUCGUCCCUGUUGCUUCACAAUUUUUGUAUUUACCAUAUUACUCCUCAAGGCCAUGAGUUGGGAGCGGCUCCAAUUCCAUCGGAUGUACCUGAGCUAUCUGUUGAUAACCUCGCGGAUCAGGUCGCGGAUGUUCUUGAUUGUCCUCUGAUGUUAUUGUGGCAUUGCUCUUGCAGUUUGGGGUCUGUGAUGUGCAUGGGUGUCACCGCCGGUGCCUACGUGCUUACCCUCUUUGCGGCAAAGUACAGGGAAAGGGUUCUUGGCCUGAUGUUGGUUUCACCUCUAUGCAAAGCCCCAUCUUGGAGUGAGUGGUUGUAUAACAAGGUAUUGUUAAACUUACUUUAUUAUUGUGGCACUAGUGGACUAGUGAACGAAUGCUUCCUUCAGCGGUAUUUUAGCACGGAAGUUCGUGGAAGUGGACAAGAACCUGAAUCGGAAAUUGUCCAAGCUUGUAGAAGUUUACUUGAUCAGAGGCAGGGUGUUAAUGUAUGUCGAUUCCUUAAAGCAAUCAACGAGAGACAUGACUUAACUGAAGCACUGAAGAAGCUCCGGUGCCGGACGCUGAUUUUUGUGGGCGAGAACUCACAGUUCCAUGCGGACGCUGUCCACAUGACCACAAAACUAGAUCGGAGAUAUUGCGCUCUAGUCGAGGUUCAGGCAUGCGGGUCGCUCAUCACCGAGGAGCAGCCACAUGCAAUGCUGAUCCCGAUGGAGUACUUCUUGAUGGGAUACGGGAUGUACAGACCGUCCCAGCUCGAGAGCAGCCCCCGAAGCACCCUGAACCCGUUCUGCAUAUCGCCAGAGCUGCUGUCGCCCGAGAGCAUGGGGGUGAAGCUGAAGCCCAUCAAGACCCGGGCCUCCCUCAUUGUCUAA